AUGAAUGAUAAACAAAAACGACCUAUGGCAUUAUUAGAUUUUGAUGGAUGGGAUCAUUUAGGACAAGGUUAUAGUUUAGAAGAAGUUAUUGAUAAAGAAAAACCAAAGAUGGGUCAUGCUUUUGUAUUAGCUGGUUUAUUAGAAAACAACUUAUUUUGGUUAUCUGAACCAGAAAAAAGUACUGCUGAACAACAAAGAAAAUCUGGUCGAUUACUAAAAGAUAUAUAA
Molecule: messenger RNA, 228 nt
Organism: Adineta steineri
Lineage: Eukaryota; Metazoa; Rotifera; Eurotatoria; Adinetida; Adinetidae
Source: the annotation of a GenBank genome assembly